GUUUUUACCAUAAGCAUGCUGUGAAGUGCGUAUAUGGCUGUGGUCCACUAUCUUUUAUUUUUACACAUGCAUGCAUUGAGCUGCUUAAAAAGAUUCCAUCAUAGUCAGUCUAUUCUGUAAGUAUUAUUCAAUCCGUAAUUUCCAUCUAAAUUAUAAACAUAAACUAAUUCAGGAGUAAAGAAUCAGUCCGUAUCACAUUGAACUUCCUGUAUUGAUUUUUCCUUGAGUUGUAUGUUGGAUGUUGAAAGUCAUGUUUUCUAUGUUGAAUAAGACAAAAACCCAUCAAUGUCAGGUUUGUGAAAAAUGGUUUACAUCAGCAUCAAAGUUGAAUGUUCAUAUGGGAGUUCACACUGCAAAGAUUUUGAAAUGUGAAGUUUGUAAAAUGUGUUUUACCAAACCAAGUAAUCUUAACAUCCAUAUGGAAAUACAUACUAUUGGAGAAAAAAUCCAAGAAUGUGAUAUCUGUAAAAAAAAAAUUUCUAAGUCACAUGAACUUGAUGUUCAUAUGAGAGAUCACUUUAUAGAGAAACCUUUCAAAUGUGAUGUUUGUAACAGGAGUUUUGCUCAUGUCAGUAAACUUAAAGAUCAUAUGAAAGUUCAUACUGGAGAAAAACCCCACAAAUGUGAAGUUUGUAAAAGAAGUUUUGCUGCAGCAAAUACACUAUAUGCUCACAUGAGAACACAUACAGGAGAAAAACGUUACCAAUGUGAUGUAUGUGAAAAACGUUUUAGCACAACCAGCUAUCUAAAUGUUCACGUUAGAAUUCAUACUAAAAGAAAACCCUACAAGUGUGAGGUUUGUAAUAAGUGUUUUACUCAGGCAGGUCAACUUAGUGCUCACAAGAAAACUCAUACUGGAGAAAGACCAUAUCAAUGUGGUGCUUGUAGUAAAUGUUUCAGCACAGUCAGAAAUCUUGAUCUUCACAUGAGAAUUCAUACUGGAGAGAAACCUUAUCAUUGUGAUAUUUGUGAUAAAUAUUUUGCAACUCUUCAUGGUUCAAAAUACCACACGCAAUUACAUAACGGCAUUUCAGAGAAACCUUAUAGAUGUGAAGUUUGUGAAAAGUGUUUUAUUCAACCACAAAAUCUCAAAGUGCAUAAGAGAAUUCAUUCUGGAGAAAAACCUCAUCAAUGUGAUGUGUGUAAAAAAUCUUUUUCCUGUACAAGUAAUCUGAAAGUUCAUGAGAAAAUUCAUACUGGAGAGAAACCCUACCAAUGUGAUAUUUGUAAAAAAUAUUUUACUUUGUCUAGUAAUCUUAAAGUUCACCUGAAAAUUCAUACUGGAGAGAAGCCUCAUCAAUGUGAUGUAUGCAAAAAAUGCUUUUCCCGUGCUAGUUAUCUUGAUGUUCACAUGAAAAUUCAUACUGGAGAGAAACCCUAUCAGUGUGAUGUUUGUGAAAAAUAUUUCACUUGGGUUACUAAUCUUGAUGCUCACAUGAGAGUACAUACUGGAGUGAAACCAUACCGUUGUGUUGUUUGUAAAAGAUCCUUUUCUCGUGCUAGUUAUCUUGAUGCUCACAUGAAACUUCAUGAUGAAGAGAAACCA
Messenger RNA from Lottia gigantea (owl limpet), 1546 nucleotides. RefSeq lists its product as hypothetical. NCBI's taxonomy places the organism in Eukaryota, Metazoa, Mollusca, Gastropoda, Lottiidae. The record is from RefSeq and is a predicted model, not a curated record. The annotation marks the transcript as partial. The transcript has a single exon.